UGUAUUAAACUGUCGUGGGAUUUUAGUACACAAUUUUCAUUUAAUUUCUCUUUAAAGUUAUUUUUAUUUGAUUUUUUUGAAGAUGUCGUCUGCCCAAGCAACCAAAAACUGCAUUACGUUGAAGGGAUCCGCACAGAUUAUCGUGGACUACUUAAAGUACGGAAUCCAUUCGAUUUUGUUCCAACGGGGAGUUUACCCGUCAGAUAAGUUCGAGGCCACCCAACAAUAUGGCUUGACCAUUCUAAUGUCCAAGGACCCAAGGAUUACCACGUUCCUCCAGAACGUCCUCAGCCAGACCGAAGAGUGGCUCUCCAAGAAUAUGAUCAGAAAAGUCUCAAUGGUCAUCACGAAUGCUCAUAGCAAGGAGGUGCUCGAGUGCUGGGAAUUCAAAAUGGAGGCCGAAAAGGGGGACAACCAGGUCGCCGAUCCUUCCCAAAGGACGUCCAGCAAGGAUCUGACUCGCAUUCAGAACGAGAUUCGCGAAGUAAUGCGCCAGAUUUCGGCCUCAGUCAGCUACUUGCCGCUGCUGGACUGCAUCUGCGCCUUCGACCUGAAGAUCCACACGCCGGGGAACACCGAGAUCCCCGCCAAAUGGGGCGAGUCGGAAGCAUUUGUCAUCCCGAAUGCGCAGUCAGUUCAGCUGCGUUCCUUCUCGACGGGCCUCCAUAAAGUGGAGACCGUAGUGAAUUAUAAGUUGAACAACUAACUCCUUGAUUGCUUUACAUAAAUAUACAUCCUCAUACUGUAUACAUAUUUACACAUUUAGUUUGCCGAUUUACGAAUUUGAGA
This is a messenger RNA of Drosophila pseudoobscura, 789 nucleotides long. RefSeq names its product mitotic spindle assembly checkpoint protein MAD2A-like. Gene Ontology annotation, biological process: mitotic spindle assembly checkpoint signaling. NCBI's taxonomy places the organism in Eukaryota, Metazoa, Arthropoda, Insecta, Diptera, Drosophilidae. The transcript has a single exon. Gene Ontology annotation, cellular component: nucleoplasm; kinetochore; cytoplasm. The coding region runs from base 83 to 706 and encodes 207 amino acids. The record is from RefSeq and is a predicted model, not a curated record.